AUGGCUUUGCCACAAGAGGUUGUGGAGGAGAUACUGCUCAAGCUGCCCUACUCGUCGCUCUUGGCUGCCAAGUGCGUUUGCAAGGCGUGGAAAGCAGCGAUGGACAGCUCCAGCUUCAAGAGCAGCUACAGGGACAGUGCUAAGUUCUUCACGAAGGACAACUGCGUCGUGGACAGCAGCGGCAAGAUGAUGCGAUGGGCGCCACGCGGUGAUGGUCCGCAGCCAGACUGCCUGUGCACGGUCUCGGAGGACAAGCGUUUCAUGCUGGCUCGCUCCACACUCCAGAGGAGGCUGUACCUUGGGAAUCCUUUCCUCAACCAGUGGGAAGAGAUUCCGUUCGUGCUUUCGAGUGACUGGUCCAGGGCUUGCAUCUUCAACAGCAAGAUCGUGGUGUGGGACUUGGAAGUUUUCACCUUCACACGCAGGGACAAGGAUUGGUUCAGAUUGGAAGAAGCCAAAUACUUGCUCUAUCUAGUGAAUGCUAGUGCCCGCGAGCCUAAGGUCCAGAUCUUGGAGUUUGAUUUGAAAGUCGAAGAGUUUAACUUGAAACGUGGUGUGGUGAGCGAGUAUGUGAUCGAUUCUGGUGAUCUCAGGUUCACUGGUCAAGCUGGGAACUACCUGAGUUUUUGCUCCCACAAGAUGAAGACCUACGUCUCCUACGACAUGGAUGCCGGGACUUGGGACAAGAACAUCUACCGGCCUUUCUCGACAAUUCUGCAAAUACAGAUAUCGCUUGAUUGGUCCAAUGCAUGUUUACGAUUAUUUCUUAUGCAUGUCUCACCAUCCUUGAUGUUUGUUCCACCCCAGGAACUCGUGCUGCUUGUGCGCAAAGUUCUUCACGCAGUGCCUGGUUCUUUGAGACCUUGA
Selaginella moellendorffii is the source of this 867-nucleotide messenger RNA. RefSeq names its product putative F-box protein At3g16210. The transcript has 3 exons. Gene Ontology annotation, biological process: SCF-dependent proteasomal ubiquitin-dependent protein catabolic process. Gene Ontology annotation, molecular function: protein binding; ubiquitin-protein transferase activity. The record is from RefSeq and is a predicted model, not a curated record. Lineage: Eukaryota; Viridiplantae; Streptophyta; Lycopodiopsida; Selaginellales; Selaginellaceae. The coding region runs from base 1 to 867 and encodes 288 amino acids.